Messenger RNA from Geosmithia morbida, 3699 nucleotides. RefSeq names its product structural maintenance of chromosome 1. Gene Ontology annotation, biological process: sister chromatid cohesion. Gene Ontology annotation, cellular component: chromosome; nucleus; cohesin complex. The transcript is spliced from 6 exons. Gene Ontology annotation, molecular function: ATP binding; DNA binding; ATP hydrolysis activity. Lineage: Eukaryota; Fungi; Ascomycota; Sordariomycetes; Hypocreales; Bionectriaceae. Bases 1 to 3699 code for a protein of 1232 amino acids. The record is from RefSeq and is a predicted model, not a curated record.
AUGGGAAAGCUCAUACGCCUCGAGCUCUUUAACUUCAAGUCUUACAAGGGCCACCACACACUCUUGUUUGGCGAUUCUUACUUUACCUCAAUCAUUGGACCCAAUGGAUCGGGAAAGUCCAACUCUAUGGAUGCCAUCUCCUUCGUCCUCGGUAUCAAGUCCUCACACCUCCGCUCUGCUCACCUGAAAGACCUUGUGUACCGCGGCCGCGUCUUGAAGACGUCCAAGAUAAACGACGAUGGUUCAGUCGACCCUUCCGAACAUGCAAAUGACGGCGGCGAUGGCGAAGAAAAAGCUUCUCGGGGUGACCCCAAGACCGCCUGGGUCAUGGCCGUCUACGAGGACGAUGCCGGAGAUGAGCAGCGCUGGAAGCGCUCUAUCACGAACCAGGGCGCCAGCGAGUACCGCAUCAAUGACCGCAUUGUCACUGCCCAGCAGUACAACGAAGCUCUCGAGGCCGAGAAUAUCCUCAUGAAGGCCAGAAACUUCCUCGUGUUCCAGGGUGAUGUCGAGGCUAUCGCGUCGCAAUCUCCACAAGACUUGACCCGUCUCGUGGAGCAGAUCUCUGGCAGUCUGGACUAUAAGGCUGAAUAUGAAAAGUUGCAGUCUCUAGCCGAACAGGCUGUGGAGAAUCAAAACUUCCAGCUCCACCGUCGCCGCGGAAUCAACUCUGAGAUCAAGCAGUACCGCGAGCAGAAGAAGGAAGCGGACAAUUUCCAGAAGAAGAUGGAAGAGAGAGACGCCGCCAUUGUCACCCAGACUAUGUGGAAGCUAUACCACUCUCAAAAGGCCAUUGACGAAUCCAAGGCCGCUAUUCAGAACCAUCAGGAGGACUUGAAGGAUAUGAAACGUGAUAUCGAAACCUUUGAGAAGCGCCUGGAAGCUGCCCGCAAAGAACAGAGCACUACAUUACGACAGGUCUCGCAGAUUGAACGGGAAAUCAAGAACAAGGAGAGGAGCAUCGAGGACAAGGAAAACUCCAUCAUCCCCCUGGACGAGAAGAUCAACGAGACAACACGCCGUAAGGAGCAGCUCAAUUCACAAAUCGAGAGGAUAACUCGGGAGCGAGAUGAGCAAGUUUCUGUCAUCGAAAAAGUCAACAAGGACAUUGAGAGUGUUGACAAGGCUGAGAAGGUGUUUGAAAAGGAUAUCAAGGAGCAGAUGAAGCAGCAGGGCCGUGAGAUCAGUGAUUCCGACCGAAAGGAGUACAACUCGCUCCAUGCCCAAGUCAUGGCUGAGGCCUCCUCCAACCAGGCCGAGCUGGAGCAUCUCGAGCGCUCCAGGAAGGCCGACGAGGUUACGGUCAACAACCUCAGGGGAAAGGUGGAGAGCGUUUCUGCUGCCAUUGAGAAGAGCGAGGCCGAGCUUUCAACUAUCAACGAGAGGAAAGAAACGGCACAGUCCGUUGCCUCCGAGCUGUCUAGCAGUAUCGCCUCUAAGAAGAAGGAAUUCAACCGCCUGCAGUCUGAGCGCGUGGAGGCUAACCAGAAGCGUACCGAGCUGGAGGAAAAGCUUGAGGAUGUUGCCCGAAAGCUACGUGAGGCUGAUGACGGCCGUCGCCAGAACGACAAGGAGACAAGGAUCAAGGAGAUGAAAAAGUACGAGGAAGCCGUUCUCGUGGCCCUGGGCAGGAACUUUGACUCGGUUGUUGUCGAUACGGAAAAGGUUGGCAGCGAUUGUAUUGCCUACCUCAGGGAGCAGAGGUUCCCGACUAUGAGCUUCAUUCCCCUGGACAACAUCAAGGUCCCUACGGUCAAUACAGUCAUCAAGAGCUUCAGCGGCGCGAGACUGACGAUUGACACCAUUAACUUCGACUCCUCCGUUGAGCGUGCCAUCGCCUACGCUUGCGGAAACUCCGUGGUCUGCGACUCUCUGGACGUUGCCAAGCACAUCUGCUACGACAAGAAGACUCCUGUCGAGGCCGUGACCCUGGAUGGAUUUGUCAUUCACGAAAGUGGAACAAUGACUGGAGGUCGUGGCCCGGAGAACAAGAAUGGCAAGAGGAGAUUCGAGGAAGCAGACGUUCAGAAUCUCCAGCGUAUCGCCAACAAGCUCACUGAAGACAUCGAUCGUCUCCCCCGCGCUGACAGGCGCGGAGCCGUUGAAGAAGGGCUGCAAACCGAAUUAAGCGGUCUCGAACGACGCCUAGUCAUCGUCAAAGAUGAGCUGGUAGCCCUGAAUAAGAACUACGCUAGCAAGAAGCGUGAGCUCGACAGUCAGAAAAAGGAGCUCAAGGAGCUGCGUCCUAAGUACGACAAGAGCGCCUCGGCGCUGGAGAAGCUGGUAAAGAAUGUUCAGAAGCACAAGGACGCCAUUGCGCGCGUCGAGGAUGCCGUCUUUGCUGGCUUCUGCUCCAGGCUAGGCUACAGCGACAUUCGAGCGUACGAGGCGUCCCAAGGCGAAUUUGAGCAGGAGGUAUCGGAGAAGCGCAGCCAGUACUCGGUUCAGAAGCAGAGACUUGAGAGCCGACUGAACUGGGAGAUGACGCGGCACAAGGAGACGGAAGCCCGUAUUAAGAAGGUCCAAAACCUGAUUCGCAGUCUGAGCCGUGACAUCAAGUCGUUCGCCCAGCAGAAGACUGAGAUCGAGGAAGAGCUCAACCAGGUGCAGGCUGAGCUGGAGGCACUCCGCGAAACUCUGGAGGAGUAUAAGGAGGAGCUCACAGAGCGCGCCCAAAGGGUGACCGAGGCCAAAGCUGAGCUGCAACGGAGGAGCAAAGGCAUCGAUAGUCGCCUGCGGGAGAUUACGCAGCUGGAGUCAGAAGUCCAGAAGAGUAAUUCGGCCAAGCUAGGUCUCCUGCGAAGGUGUCGGCUCGAGCAGAUCCAGAUCCCUCUGCUCAACGGCAACCUCGACAACUUGCCUGUGGAAGACGACAUGCUGCGGCCAGAUGUUGACGCCAUGGAUGUCGAUGGCGAGGACGAUGAUGAGGCCAUGAUGGAUUUCACACCGGACGACCAUGGCAUUGAAAUCGACUACUCGGGGCUCGACGACGAGCUUAAAGAGUCAAACGGAAACGAGGUAGAGGAGACGCUCUCGGAGAAGAUUAUGGCCUUGGGCAUAGAGCUGGAGAAGCUGAACCCCAACAUGCGUGCCAUGGAGCGCCUGGAAGGUGUGGAGACGCGCCUUCGACAGACAGACCAGGAGUACGAGGACUCGAAGAAGGCGGCCUUUGACGCCAAGGAGAGCUUCCGUGAGAUAAAGGAGAAGCGGUACGAGCUGUUCAGCAAGGCUUUCUCACACAUCCAAGAGCAGAUCACGCACGUGUACCGAGACCUUACGCGGUCUGAGGCGUACCCACUCGGUGGGCAGGCGUACCUCGACAUCGAAGAGGAUACGGACAUGCCGUACCUGUCGGGCAUAAAGUACCACGCCAUGCCGCCGCUCAAGCGCUUCCGCGACAUGGAGCAUCUGUCCGGUGGAGAGAAGACCAUGGCCGCCCUGGCUCUCCUCUUCGCCAUCCACAGCUACCAGCCCAGCCCCUUCUUCGUUCUCGACGAGGUCGACGCCGCCCUGGACAACGCCAACGUCGACAAGAUCAAGAAGUAUAUCCGAGAGCAUGCGGGGCCAGGCAUGCAGUUUGUCGUCAUCAGUCUCAAGGCUGGUCUGUUCCAGGACAGUGAGAGCUUGGUCGGCGUGUACCGUGACCAGGAGGUCAAUAGCUCGAGGACUUUGACACUGGAUCUGAGGAAAUAUGCGUAG